AUGACCCUCCAAGAAAACCGCGCCCUGCGCAUCCUAGACCACGCCUCCGCAAACCACUAUGCCAUCCCCGCAAUGUGCUGCUACAACAUAGAAGGCAUCUUAGCAACCAUCCGAGCCGCCGAAGCCAAACGCUCCGCAGCAAUGGUCCUCCUCUUCCCAUGGGCCAUCCAGUACGCGGACGGCGUCCUCCUCCACGCGGCGGCCGAAGCCGCGCGCAAAGCCACCGUACCCGUAAGCGUGCACAUGGACCACGCGCAAACACCGGAGAUGAUCCGGUACGCUGCUGAUCUGGGUGGAUUCGACAGCAUCAUGGUGGACAUGUCGCACUACGAGAAGGCGGAGAAUCUUUCUCUGACGCGCGAGCUGGUGGAGUACUGCCAUGCGCGGGGGAUUGCGACGGAGGCGGAGCCUGGUCGGAUUGAGGGUGGGGAAGAUGGUGUUGCUGAUACGGCUGAGCUUGAGGGGUUGCUUACGACGCCGGAGGAGAGUCGGGAGUUUGUUGAUACGGGGAUUGAUUGGCUUGCGCCUGCGUUCGGGAAUGUGCAUGGCGAGUAUGGGCCCAGAGGGAUCCAGUUGGAGUAUGAGAGGUUGAAGUCGAUUAAUGAGGCUGUUGGUCGGGAGGUGAGGCUUGUGCUUCAUGGGGCGGAUCCGUUCACUGAGGAGAUCUUUAGGAAGUGUAUUGACUGUGGGGUUAGUAAGGUGAAUAUUAAUAAGGUGUUGAAUAAUGAGUAUCUGAGGGUUCAGGCGGAGAUGGCUGGGAAGGUGCCCUUGACGACGUUGUUGGAGGAAGCAACCAAUGCUAUGCAAAAGGCUGUUGAAGGAUGCAUUGAUCGGUUGGGGUCUGGGGGGGAGAUACCCAUCGAGUUAGGAGAUGAGUUCGGAGUGUUUUAUGUUUUAUGUACUGAGAUGAAAUCUGCGUGA
Messenger RNA from Penicillium verrucosum, 921 nucleotides. RefSeq names its product class II fructose-bisphosphate aldolase. The record is from RefSeq and is a predicted model, not a curated record. Lineage: Eukaryota; Fungi; Ascomycota; Eurotiomycetes; Eurotiales; Aspergillaceae. Gene Ontology annotation, molecular function: aldehyde-lyase activity; zinc ion binding. Gene Ontology annotation, biological process: carbohydrate metabolic process. The transcript has a single exon. Bases 1 to 921 code for a protein of 306 amino acids.